AGACUGCCUUUGUUCAUUGGGGUUCCACUUAGCAUGGAUGCCCAGGUACCGCCGUGACCACCUUUCCUCCGCGAGUUUACCUUAAACUCAUUCCAGGGCAAUAACUUUAUUAGCCUGUUGCAGAAAAACGAAAUGGGCUCUUUAAAGACUAAAAGGUUGAUAGAAAUGAAAACUGAAAUGGAACCAAAUAUAACUUUAAAUACAAAGCGAUCAUUUUUGCCAGAACACAAUCGUUUGAAAAAAUUUACCAUUCCUAAAAGAACACCUGAUAAAGAUUUUCUCACUGACUGUUCCACUAAUCAGAGGGAUUACCAUGAAGUUAAAGAACGGCUGAAUCAAAGUUGCUUUGACAGAGAAUGUGACCUGGGAUCCUUGUGGCAUUUUGAUAAGAUAGAAAUGGUGCACAAUAAAGAUCUUGAGGAAGAAUUUGUUGCGAAGAGGACUAAGAUGCGUGAACAAGGAAGAAUGGACAAGGAACUCUCUAGUUUUUUAGUUGUGUCUAAAGAUGAAGUCUUGAAAAUUUGUCAAAGCGGCCUGUGUACUAGUAACUCAAUCAGAACAGGACUAGACAUCAUGAGGGAACUGGGAAAUCCUCAACUUGGAGUGUAUCUAUUCAGACACGUUGAUAUAGCUUUGAAUUAUGCAUCGAAACACUCAGUUCCAGUAGAAAAUAUCAUUAUUUUCAGGGUUCUCUUAGGAAAAGUGAAAAAAAUUCAGCCUCCGAAGGGCAGAAAGAAAGUUGCUUUGGAUCCGACUCCAAAUUAUGAUUGUCAUGUAUCCAGAAUUCAUCCCUCGCUCAAGGAUUCAAUAGAGGAUCAGGCCAUUGGUUCUUUAGUAUAUAUUUAUGAGUACAGUGAACGUUCAAAACCUGUGGAAAGACCUAGGCAGUGUCUUCCACAUGCAGUAGUAAAAGUACAGUGUAUUAAUCAGAACAUGAGAGCUGACCACCCAGUAAUUUCUUUAAAGUGUAGACCUAAAAGGUUUUCUAAGGGAAGGGGCCGAGGCCUCCUUCUGGAAAAUUGCACAAUAGUCACAAGGAUAGGUAAUAGCAAGCUUAUCUAUGAGCAUUUCCACAAGCCCAAAAACUGUGCUGUAAGUGAUAAUGUAUCUGUAGAAAUUUCUGCUUUGUCUGAAAGUGGACCCAACUGGAAUUGCUCUGGAGCGGAAACCCAAGAUAGUAAAAUUAAAAACAAAUUACUUGGACGAUGGGAUUCAGCAGAGGUAGAGGCAGAUGUACAGAAUUUUAAGUGUAUGCCUGAUGUGGAUUGCAACAGAGAUGCUAAAAGUGACCACAUGGGAAGCUGUAAUAAGAAUCCAAAUGACACUUCAGUUACUUAUGGUGAAUUAAGCACUAUAAUUACUUCAAAAUUGAUUAAGGAUCCAAGGCUAACAAAAAAGGGAAAAAAACCAGGAAAACAAAAUGGAGAGCCAGUCUCUCAAGGGUUUUCACAGUGUGAGAAUAAGCUAAAAUAUCAAACAGAAAUUAAAAUGUCUGCGACUAUAGGCACACCGUGGCCUGACCCUGGGGAACCUUGUCUCCAUAAUGAGUCCUGGCAUGUGGUUAGUGAAGAGCAGUAUAUGGCAAAAACAUCAUGGAAAGACAGGGUUUCAGGAGAGCAUCAGUUGCCUUUAAAUAGCAAUGAUGAAUGUCUAGUGAACAAUGAACACGUCAUACUUAAUGUAAACCAACUUAAUAGAGAGCUUCUAGAUUCUCAGAGCACUGAUACAAAUCUUGCCAUCAAAAGUAAUCUAAGUCAUAGUUCUUUAAAAUCUGCAGGCAGUGGGAUCAAAACUGCCACCCAGAUCUUUUCUGGAAGAGAUGAAAAAGUAAAAUAUUCAAAACCAUUGUUGUUAGGCCAGAAUGAAAACAGCAUACAUACAGACAGUGUAGAUUCUGCUUCCAUAGGCAACAGCACUUACACACACAACAAAGAACAGCUUGUCCUUGCUCCACCUUUUCAGAUAAGUACAUGCAUCAAUGAUCUUGAAAGAGUUGUAGCUGACAAAGAUGAGCUGGAUGGUAGAGAAGAUAUGUACAGCCAAUUUCAAGAGGAUGAUGGUUACAGUUCUGAAAUACAGUGCUCUGCCAGCCUUGAUUCAGAAUGUUCCAAGAACCAUUGUAUAUCAAAGGGGGAUGAUGAGACAUUACACUCUGGAUUUCAUGGAAGAAUGCAUCUUCCUGAAAGUCCAAUGAGAGACUUAUGGACUGGAGAUAACAUCUGUGAACAGUCUGCAGGAGAUCAAGUGCAUGCAGAAAUUUUUGAACAAAAUAAGCUCCAAGAGAUGGCACACUCUGUAAAAUCCAUCAUGAAUGAAAUCCCUGAAAAAGGUAAUAUUAGGCAGGUACUUUCUUCAUCUGAAAGAGCAAGCGACUCCAUAAGUGAAAUAGAAGAAAAUACAUCCAAAAAUUUAGAGGAAUGUAGAGAUAAUGUAAAAGACUGGAUGAACACUUCUCAUAUUUUGGAUUCAGAAAACUCAGCUUCUGAUUUCAACUUGAAUUUUAAAGAGAAAUGUUCAUUUACAGAGUCACAGUUGACAAAAAUAGAAAGUGGUGAGGAGAAAUUGAGUAAUCUAUCUGAUCCAGCAUUGCUCAAUAAAUGCUCAGGCCUGACAACAGAAGACAAUGCCCUUAUGUUAGUCACUUCUACUCAUGUACCUUUGGGGUGUGUGAAGGAUUCAGAAAUUAAACAUCCUCAGUUUGAAUACACAUCUCAUUCUACAAAUGAAAAUGUAGGAGCAUUGAACAGAAGUUUGCCUCAGAACAACAGUAUGCCAGAAAUAUUUGAACAGGAAUUAGAAGUUAAUAGCGGGACUGAGAUUUUGUCUGAGGGUUACAAGAAAUGCGUCUCAAUACCACAGAACCUGCACAGUCACACAGAGGUGUCUAGUGAGGAAGCUGACACUGAAUAUCAGUAUUUACAAGAGCGUAUGGAUUGGGAGAAUCUGUUGGCAAAACCUAGUCCAGAUAUAGAGAUUUCAAGAAGUACUGUUCUGAAGGAAAACAAAAAUGAGUGUUCAUGUGAUGAAAAAACAGAUCUGGGGGAAAAGGAAACAAAACUGUUCAACGUAUAUGUGAGGCCUGACUUACAAAUUACAGUAGCUAACACUUUACAUACCCAUCAUGGCUAUCUUAAAAUGAGGACAGGAAUGGGGCAAUUCCUAAUUAAACGUUCAGGACAAAAAAAAGAGGAAAAGAGGAAAGAGGAAAAAAUUGAAAAAUAUACACUGGGCCAGAAAGAUUCCAAAAUUCUUCACCAAAACAAAGCACCAAAUAAUCACUGUUUAUCUGAAAUGGCUCUUCCAUUAUCCAAGGGACAAUUUGAAACAUUUGAACAAUCUGAAAAGAAUAUUAAGAAUGUUUUGCAUACUCUUAAUACUGAGGCAUCAUUCUGCGAAAGCAAACAUUUGUCUCAAAAAAUAAAUGGAGCAAUGUUUCACUUAAAAAAAGCUCAGAGGAAUGUUCAGAAAUACUUAAAAAUCUUGUCCAAGACUGUAAAGAAGAAAAGAAAUGUCUCAAACUCACACAAAAUUGAACUGAGUAACUUACUUGUAAAUUCUGAUUGUGCAAGUUACAAUGUCAUGUCUGUCAAAGAAAUGGCUGUUUGUUUUACAGAGCAAAAAAGUCCUAAUAUUAGCAUGCUUACCCCUCCUACAGAAAUGAGACAAGCAGGUGAAAAAACAAAUAAUAAAUUAGAAAGUCACAUUGAAAGUAAAGAAGAGACCUGCUGUACAACCAGUUUCUUGAAUGAUAAUGAAAGUUACUCUGGAGCCUUAAAUUUGGAUCAUUCUGUAACAUCUGCUUUCAUUUCAGAUAUGCCUUUUAGCAGCAAUAACACGAUAAUCAAAGUAACAGAACAUGAGCUCUCUGAAAAGUCCACUGGUUCAGAUACCAUUGAACUUGGUGAUACAAAACCAGCCAGCGAUGAAAGCAGUGUGAAUAGCAGUGUGGUGUCAGAAAAUAAUAUCCAAGAACAUUUUUCUCCCAUCAUGGGAAGUGCAAAGCAGGAGCUCAGCUUUAAAGCAAACAAAAAUAUUGUGACAAGCAAAAAUAUUGCAGAACAUUUAAAUGUAGUGGUUGGGGCAGAGGAAUUAAGUAUCUGUCUUGCAGACCUAGAAACAGAUGCUUGUAAGUCUAAUGUAAAGACAAGUACAGUCAGACUUGCCACGUCAGUUGAGAAAUCUUCAGGAAAGCUAAAGCUUUCUAAGUCAGGUGAUAUUUCUAAGUUACCUCCCAUUUUCACUGGGAAGGAUACUUUUUCUAAUGAAAAAGACGCUGGGGAAAUAACAGCACAGCAAAACAACAUAAGCGUAAGUGUUGGCAAGGCCCAAGGCUGUGAUUUAUCACAUGCAUUAGUACCUGCUGUAAAAAGUAAACAUGAUGCUAGAGAUCCUAAAGUUCUGUUUACUCCACAAAUUCAUGGUUCUGGAUGCAAAACAAAGACAGAUAAUCAGACUUCCCCAGCCAGCCAUGAGAAGGCGGUUAAGUGUCAUUCUGUGUUGCCAUUAAGAAGAGAUUCAAAGCAGGGAUGUAUUACCGCACCUAUGAUUUCACCUUGUGCCCAUGAUAAUAUCUUGCCAAAGGACAGAAGGUUUUCAAGUGAACAUUCUUACAACUGCGAAAACAUCAUUUCUGACACCAGACUUCAAAUAGAAGUAGAACAAACAGCUCUUGGUUUUAUAAUGCAAAUGUCAGAAAUUUUGCAGAAGGCAGAUGAAACCUCAUGUUUAAAUGUAUUACAAGAACAACUUAUAGUCUGCAAAAACAUUCUCCCCUUGUUCAUCAGAGCUUUAGAAGAAAAGCAGGGCUGUUCCUUUGAACAUGUUCUGGUAUCAAGGGAGAAUGCAGAAAAAUGUGUGCAAACUAAAUUAAAACCGUGUGCCAUUGAGUCAUUUGUAGAGUUACAAAUUAUAAUGGAAGCUGUUGAAUUUCUGGAGAAUAAGAGGAGGUACUUGCAGGGUAAGCAUACAUUCCGCAGCUUGCUUUGGUUUGAUGAUACACUGUGUAUUGAGUUGUUUGGUGGCCAGUCAGGUUAUCAGCAACAAUCAAAUUUCUAUCCUGCUUUUCAGCAGUGUCUAAAAUACAAUGCCCUUACUGAGUUGCAAAACCAUCACAAAAAAAUUGUAGACAAGUUUGAGAUUACAAAACUGGAAAAUAAAUCUUACUAUUAUUUAUUGAAAUUGAGACGUGAAAUUAAGGAAUGUGAAGCAGCAGUCAAAAGUAAUUCCGUUUUGGAUGAGUUUUUCCUAUCGGAACCAUAUGUUUGUGGAGUGAACUAUGGGACUACAGUAGAAGAUUUAGAAAAUGCCAGGAAAAGUAUAGUAGAUUUAAUAAGCACAUAUAGGAAUCAUUCAGGCACUCUAUGCACUGAAAAACUGGAACACCUUGGGAUUAUAAUGGAAAUUAUUAAUACAAAGAUAGAAUUUAUAAGGACCCAUGAAGGCAAUAUAAAAACUUUAUUUAUUGGGUUGGAACAUAUAUUUUUUAAUUGUGCUUUAAGUUGUAUUUUAAAAGAAAGACCCACAUUUGUAAAUAGGGAGGAAGGAGAUAUGCUUGAAAUAUAUGAAGCUGCCCUUCCUGAACUUUAUAAGAUCUUUGAGAAUAGUGUGGAGAAACUUGAAAGAAAUUUUAAUUGUGCUUCUGAAAAUGACAUCCUGAGAAAAUCUGUAGAACAGCCUUGUAGUUAUAAAAAGCCAGAUGGAGGGACAAAUUAUGAUAUUAGGAAUUAUUUAGUUUCAUAUCCCAAGAUUUCUAUUGGAGACAUACUAGAUGAAGCUCAGUCUUUCAAUAUUGAAAGAUUGCGAGAGCAUCAGUACAGAUGCACAGAACAACUGGAAGUCCUGAAAAAGUACUUUCAGAUUAUACAGGAAGAAGAUGUGGAUGAUGUGUUGAUCACACAAGAAAAUGUGCUCAGUUUCAUGGAAAGCAGUAGCCAAAGGGCCAUUCGUAUAAAACCAGAAGCCAUUGAGGUUUAUAUAGAACUGGCCAUGGUCCAUGAAACAUUGUGUUUCAUUCAGAAUUCAUUAGCCAGAAAAGAAAACAAGCCAAGAUAUCGGAGUUUAUUAUGGUAUGAUUUGUCACUUGUAAAUGAACUCUUUUAUUGCCAACAGAAAAUGGCUUCCUUUAGUUAUCGGAAAGAUAACCUUUUAGAAAUUAUAGAGUCUGCCAUCUCUGAUGUUCAGGAGGAGUUAAAUGUUGUUUAUGAUUAUGCAGAAAGCUUAAACUGCUCAUAUGCACGUCAGCUGCUUACAAGAGAGCUUGAGGAGCUUUUAGAGACCAGAAAGUACCUGCAAAUGUCGGUAUCCUCCAUCUGCAUGUGCAUUGACUUAACACCAUAUACUAUCGCUCUGAAUUACGGGAGUAAUAUAUCUGAACUGGAAUACAAUUAUGAACAGUUCUAUUCUCUUCUUGAAAAACUACUUUUAGAAGACAGAAAGGAUCUAGGGAAAAUGGCUCAUAUUAUGAAAAUUUUAAAAACUAUUGAACAUAUGAAAUUUACCUGUACAAAACAAGAAAAACCACCUCUUCAUCUGGUCAUAUAUCAGAUGCUUAAAAACUGGAGAAAAUCUCGGUUGAGAAAACAAGGAGAUAUGAGAAGACCUAUGGAUGCAAAUGGGAGUAACAGCAUGAAACACAAGAGGCCUGCUGGUGUAACUGCAGAAGACAAUUCCUGUGACCAUGAAGAAAAGAAUGAUUCUUCUGAUAGUAAAAAGAAAAAGGUUGUUGCUUCAUUGAUGACCAUGAAAAAGAAACAAGAAAAGGAAACCUGCAGGAACAUGAGAAACAGUGUUGACAUUGAGUGGUCUACUGAACAGCCACCAGAAAGGGUGGAAGACCUAAAUCUCUAGAAAGAGAAAAACUGCGGUUAAGGAUUUCCACAGACAAUACUUGGAAUAAAAAAGAUGAGUGUCAGAGAGACAAGCCAUCUCUCUCACCUUCAUAUUCAAAAGGUUUGGAAGCUGCUGGUCCUUUGGACUGUAUUGAGUUUUCACCAAGCAUUUCUAGUCCUGCAUUAAUUAACUCAAAUGCAUUGGACAGUCAAAAAAAUCCAAUUGAUCUAAAAGACCUCAACAAGAACUGGAAGGGUUGUUCAAAAGCAAAUAACCAGGAAUGCUUUGCCUCAUGUAAUGAGAGAGGCAAAGUUGUAUCUAUAUCUCCAAACACAGUUCCAUCCCCACAGAGUUCCCCUGAGGACUCUCUUGCAUCAGCAAAAUUAAGUGGCAUGUUACCCCCAAUGGAUCAGUACCAUGACCUGAAACAAGGUAUUACAGGGAAUGCUUCAGGUUUGAUUCCUAGUUGUUGCACAGCUGUACCUCUGGAACUUGAUAGCAGUAGGGAGAUUUAUGAAGAAAAAUCUGUGGCCAGCUAUGCACCAGACUGUAAUUCAGAUUCUUCAGCAGUCCCUGAAUUAAAUAAAUUUUGUUCAGGUCCAUUUUCUACUGAAAGCACCCAAACUUCUGCGCAGUGUUCUGCUUUCACCCAAAAUGAACAUACAGAGGAAACACCUAACAUUCAUAGUUAUUCUUUACACACUUACAGGACAGUCUAUCCCUCCUACUCUUGGCACUUCUAUCAAACUGGUAGCAGUUGUCACCAAGUUACACAGACGUACCAGGAGUUCAGUUCUUAUGAAAUGCACCAGGUGACUCCAUCCAUGCUUACAGCUACCAGCAUGGUAUAUAACACACAAUCCAGUACUUUCUGUUCACAGUCUUAUAGUCACUUUGGGGUUGGGGAAUCCCAGAGGUUUAAUUUUGCCCAGACCUACCCAGUGCAUAGCUAUUUCAGCUCUACAAUGUCCUUUCCAUACAGCUAUCAGCAAUGGCCAUCUUGGUACACAGAAAGCCAUCCUACAGCACAAGCUGCUUAUCCCUAUUUUUCCAAUAUUGGCUUGUGAAUCUGUGUCGUUCCACGCUUAGUCUUUUAUCAAGAAAAUGUUUCAGCUUGUGGAACAAGAGUCUUAGUGCUUACCUCAGACACAGGACUGCUAUUAAAUAAGUAACCCAGUGCAAACUUAGUUAUGAGACGUGGAUCUGAUUCUGUGCUGGUUUAGAUGUUAGGAAUUUCUUGGGGAGCAAACUCCAGCAGCCUGAGGAAAGUAAAACAUAAACCAGCAUGUCAUCACUUCCUGGCACAUGUGACACUUUCUUGGCUGCAUGUGACACUGCUGAGAAGGGGGCACUUGUAACUGUGGAGACACUGGGUCUCAUUUUACUUUGUGUACUUCAAGGGUACUGAACUAGUCUUCACAAGUUGUCACCACUGUUAUUUGGUAUUAUUCCUAGGCUUUGUUCUUUUCAUUUUAAAAACUUAAAAAAGUGACUCUUUAGUAAUAUUGAUGAUGCCAAGGAGUAGCAUUUCCAAAGGAGAAACAGGGGGAAGUGGAUUGUUCAUUGGAAAUGCUCCCCGCACCGAUCUGAUCAGAAAUAAUUCUGUUUAGAAGAAAAUUGCUAGUUAAGCUUUUGAUGGGAAGAAUCUGUGGACGUUGCAAACACAACAGUAACCAUGACACACGCAUGCCAUUCUUGUUGAGGAGAGCCCAGUGUUUUAGUUGUUACCUUCACAAAUGCAGGUUUGGGGAACAUACAGCUAAGAUAAACAUAGUUUUGGUCUUAAACAAUUCUUGUGUGUGAUCAUGGCUGACAUGAUUAGGACUUGAAACUGGAGAUUUCUGCACAUUUGGUAGGUUCAGAAGAAACAAAAAUCAGUGGUGAUUAGAAGUGGGCUGCAGCUAUUGGAUCACAGGCAAAAGCUUGUGCUGUUGCAGUGAAAGCAGCAUUCCAGCUAAGGACUGGACAGAGUGUGAAAAAGACUAUUACACUGAUUGUGCUAAAAAAAUAGUGAAGACUGAAUUCUCGGGUUUUUUUAGUUGCCUGGCAACAGUCACCUCUAAUUUCCAUUAUGGCCUUUUUGUAUUCAAUUGUAAUGUUUCCUUAUGAAAGAUAUUGCAUCUUCUGUUAAAAUUCGCAUACUUGAAUGACAGCCACAUAAUAUUUUCAACUAUAAUGAAACAGGCAAAUAACCCAAAUCAGAAUUUGUGCUUAAAAUGCCUGCUGUACCCUAUCUGAAUAUCAGUGGGGUUUAAGUGUGCAUGUACUCGAUUCUGGCAUUAUUACCCAGCCUCUUUUAUCAGAUUUCCUACCAAAGCUCUGGGUUUGUUUUAAGGUUGAUACUUUUAGCUGAUGGAUCCAUAAAGCAAGUAACUGUUGUCUGCUUUGAUUUCAAAACUAAUACAGAAGUCCAAAAGAGAGGGCAACAGUAAACAGAACAAGAAAAAGCAGCUAGGGUCUUACUAAAACUAGGGGGGGUUCAGUUGGCUUAAAUGCCCCAUUUUUUUCUAUGCAAUAAUUGUGCUUUUCAUGUUUGGGUUUUUAAAUUCAAAAUUCUUGUUUGUAUACCUUAAACACGUAGAUAGAUGUUUUAAGUCUCAGCUUCUUUUUACAAAAUCUGAUGUCUGUUUUAAUAUUUUCAAAUUAUGACAAUUUAAAAGACUGGAUUCAGAAAGCUCAUGUAAAAUUAUUUUUGUAGUUUACACACAGUUUUAUAUUCAUAUUUUUACAAUUUAUUUUUUAAUCUUAGCAUUUAUACCUGCAUAAUCUUAAAACUUUUUUGAUUUUCUGCAUUAUGGCUUUAAAUAAACAUUUUGUUAAUACACUU
Molecule: messenger RNA, 9655 nt
Organism: Heteronotia binoei (common prickly gecko)
Lineage: Eukaryota; Metazoa; Chordata; Lepidosauria; Squamata; Gekkonidae
Gene: TEX15
Product: testis expressed 15, meiosis and synapsis associated
Exons: 10
Coding region: 133-6846 (2237 amino acids)
Biological process (GO): homologous chromosome pairing at meiosis; synaptonemal complex assembly; male meiotic nuclear division
Cellular component (GO): nucleus
Source: RefSeq, a predicted model, not a curated record